UUACGAUAGGUGUCUCAUACUGUCUCAUACCUACCGAAGAAAAUUAAAUAAAUUAUCCUAAGAAAAUCUUAUCGGUGGCUUCGUUUGCGAUCAGUUCAUAGCACAGGCACAAAUGACGAACCAGGCGUCUCCGGUGGAGGAGCAGGAGAAACUCCUGGAUGAGGCGUUGAAUACAGUCAAAGUGCAGGCAUUUCAGAUGAAGAGAUGCCUGGACAAGUCGAAGCUGAUGGAUGCUCUGAAGCACGCCUCCACCAUGCUGGGAGAGUUGAGGACUUCACUCCUGUCUCCUAAAAGCUAUUAUGAGCUUUACAUGGCCAUAACGGAUGAGCUUCGUCACCUCGAGCUGUACCUACUUGAAGAGUUCCAAAAAGGUCGCAAGGUAGCCGACCUCUAUGAGUUGGUGCAAUAUGCUGGCAACAUCGUCCCGCGGUUGUACUUGCUUAUAACUGUGGGGCUCGUGUAUAUCAAGACUAAUAGUAAUCUGAGGAGAGAUUUAUUGAAGGAUCUUGUGGAGAUGUGCAGAGGAGUACAGCAUCCGCUCCGAGGUCUCUUCUUGAGGAACUACCUCCUGCAGUGCACCAGAAAUGUGCUACCUGAUACCUCGGAGGCACAGAAUGAGAAUGAAGGCGUUGUAAAAGAUGCGAUCGACUUUGUCCUGAUGAACUUCGCUGAAAUGAACAAACUGUGGGUCAGGAUGCAGCAUCAGGGUCACUCCAGAGACAAAGAGCGUCGCGAACGCGAACGUUCCGAACUACGCAUCCUAGUAGGCACGAACCUAGUCCGCCUCUCUCAACUGGAGUCUGUCACAGUGGAAGACUAUGGACGCCUGGUGCUGCCCGGCAUCCUGGAGCAAGUCGUCAGCUGCCGGGACGCGAUAGCCCAGGAGUACCUCAUGGAGUGCAUCAUACAGGUGUUCCCCGACGAGUUCCACCUGGCGAAUCUUCAGCCGUUCCUGAAGUCGUGCGCUGAACUACAGCCAGGAGUUAACAUCAAGAACAUCAUCAUAGCGCUUAUUGAACGACUUGCUACUUAUAGCCAGAGAAACGAAGGCAACAUAAACCUGAGCGUGGUGAUGGAAGAUGGCAAGGAACAGGAGGUGCAACUCUUCGAAGUGUUCUCAGACCAGGUGGCUGCUAUCACACAGUCUCGCACAGACAUGCCCCCAGAAGACAUGUUGUCCCUUCAGUUGGCACUACUGAAGCUAGCGCAGCGCUGCCACCCUGACAAACUCAACUAUGUCGACAGAGUUCUCGCUCACACUGACAAAAUUUGUGCUGAUAUACAUCAGGCUAGCGGCAAAACCCACUUAGAACACAACACAGCAGUUUUCAAAGAACUCAUGAAGAUCCUCAAGCUGCCGGCAGACCACUAUAAGAAUAUUCUGACACUGAUCAAACUUCAGAACUAUGCGCCGCUGAUCAAGCAUCUGAACCAUCCGGGCAGGAUAAUGAUCGCUGUUCAUCUGAUCAACGAUGUUUUGGAAACUGAUUGCAUGAUUUCUACGCCAGAGGAUGUGGAAGCAGUACUGGCUAUGUUAGACGUUUUAGUAAAAGACCAACCGGACCAACCGACUACAGAGCCUGAUGUUGAAGAUUUCAUGGAAGAACAGGGCUUGUUAGCAAGGUUAAUCCACCACUUCAAGUCGGACUCAGCGGAUCGUCAGUACCUGAUCCUGUCGUCAGCCCGCAAGGCGCUGCAGGCGGGCGGCGCGGCGCGGGUGCGGCACAGCUUCCCGCCCAUACUGUUCCACGCGUACAGUCUAGCGCAUACAUACAGGGAGCUGAGGGAUACUGACGAAAUGUGGGAGAAGAAAUGUCAGAAAAUAUUCCAGUUUUGCCAUCAGACUAUCAGUAUGUUAGUCAAAGCUGAGCUAGCGGAAUUGCCUUUGAGAUUAUACCUACAAGGCGCCCUCGCGAUCAGUGAAAUAGGUUUCGCGAACCACGAGACUAUCGCGUACGAGUUCCUCUCGCAGGCGUUCUCGUUGUACGAAGACGAGAUAUCCGACAGCAAGGCGCAGUUGGCUGCUAUUACGCUGAUUAUAGCUACUUUCGAACAGAUUAAUUGCUUUGGUGCUGAAAACGCAGAGCCAAUGCGUACCCAAUGCGCUCUAGCGGCCAGCAAGCUACUGAAGAAGCCCGACCAGAGCCGCGCAGUGGCCUUGUGUGCUCAUCUCUUCUGGAAGGCCGCUAAGGAUGGAAAACAGUGGCAUCUAAACGAGGCAUCUCGUGCACUAGACUGCUUGAAGAAGGCAGGCCGCGUGGCGCAGCAGUGCAUGGACGGCGGCGUGCAGGCUCAGUUGCUGGCGGAGCUGCUGGGCCGGUAUGCGCUACUGCGGGAGCGGGGCAACGAGGCGCUUACUACUAACCUUAUUGACGCCGUGAUCCAAAAAAUCCGCGAAGAAUUAGCGAACCUAGACCAAUCUGAGGAAGUGGAACAGAUCACGAAGCACUUCCACAAUACACUGCAGCAUCUCAAGAACAGGAUGGAGUGUCCUGACCCUGAGGGCCUGGGCUAUGAGGGCCUUAAUCUGGCUUAGGGUAACGCGUAUAAAGGCCUUACCUUGUCCUAGGCUCUAGUCUAGCUUAAGAUAUAGGGUAAAAUUG
This is a messenger RNA of Helicoverpa zea (corn earworm), 2603 nucleotides long. It is a transcript of the gene Vps35, whose product is annotated as vacuolar protein sorting-associated protein 35. Gene Ontology annotation, cellular component: late endosome; retromer, cargo-selective complex; retromer complex. Lineage: Eukaryota; Metazoa; Arthropoda; Insecta; Lepidoptera; Noctuidae. The coding region runs from base 113 to 2536 and encodes 807 amino acids. The transcript is spliced from 18 exons. Gene Ontology annotation, biological process: intracellular protein transport; retrograde transport, endosome to Golgi. The record is from RefSeq and is a predicted model, not a curated record.